AUUGAAUUUUCGACAACAAAACAAAUUUGAUUGAAAAUUAAAAUAACUUCAAUUCUAGUAUAUGAAAUAUAUGCAAGCGAAAUAUAAUAAGUGGUUAAAUGUAAUGUUGUUUAAUUUAACUGAACAAUAUCAAUGAUUCCAACAAUAAUAAAGACACUCCUUAAACGAUAAAGUGGUGGCAGUGGAGUAGAAUCAUCACCCGCACACAACCAGCUUCCGUUGAGAAAUUAGAAGUUAGGAAGGCAUAGAAUUAGAAUAUAUUAUUAUUUCUAGUACAAGGGUUGAUUUUGGAUUUCUAUAAUUUACCAUAAAACAAUGACUACCGAAGGAGCCGCAGAACAAAUUCGAAGCAAAGUUCAGCAACUUAGGGCGAUAUAAUUCUUAAACUACCGGAAGCGAUGUCGAUACACAAAAUGAAAUAUUAGUAGCAUUUUGAAGAAAAACUGAAGCCCUUUCUUGAUUUUAAUUUAAACAGAAUCGAAAAACUUCGUAAUAAUGUUGAAUUAAUAUGGCCGGAAAAAGAAUUAUAACUUAUUUUCGUAUUUCAGUCACCCUUACUGAAAAUAUAAGAGACAAAUUGGCACAAAGCAACUUCUACAUCAACCCUUGUCCUUCUAGAGGACUUUUUGAAAAUACAUAUUGAUAUCUUUAUAGUUGGACGGCUAUAAAGCAUAUAAAUUUCAUCAUAUUGAAAUACAACAAAUUUUAAUAGCUUAAAAACGUCACAAAAUUGCCAAUUUCAUUAAAACACCUAAAACCAGAAAUAAAAAAACUGUAUAAAUGAACGGAUACAGAUUUAACCGGCAAUAAGCAGUUGUACAACUUGCUGGCUAAUUUUUACCAAAGAUGACAUUGAUUUUUACUGGAUCCUGUUCGUUAAACGCUCAGUAAAUUCCUUUCUUUCUUUCGGAAAGUUAAACCCAUUACUCUCUCAAUUUCGUUACUUCAGCAAAUAACAUUUUUAUUGACAUUUCUCAACGAAGAUAGCAUUGUGUAACAAAAUUGUACUCCAACGAUAUACAUUUUAAAUUCUUUCGAUUCCAGUUCCGAUACCUUAUGUUUGAACAUAUGGUUUCGAUACAUACCCAUUUAGAUAUGUAAAUAUGUGUUAAGCCGAAACAUAUGUUUUUAUAUCCACAAAUACAAUUUGCAUUUUCGACUACUUAAGCUGAAACGCGCCAAAAGUGCGAAAUAUUAAACAAUUUUACUUCAGUUUGAGUUCAAAUAUGAACUCCCAAAGUUAUUUUCCGAACUAUUAUGCCGUCGAAGAUCUAUUCGUAACACAAGAAAAAGUGGAAUGUAAAGUUAACACGAAACUAUUGAAAAUGGGUUUCCUUGAUCCUGGCGCAGAAUCGGACGAUUUAAAUACGGGACGCACAGUGAAUCUGCCUUUAUGGUAUAUAAAAGAGUUAAAGGUUAAUAAUCCAUAUUUUACAGUAAACGUGCCAGAUAUCUACAAAAAUGUACAUAAAGCGGUAUGUGAAGCAGAAACAACGCAUAUAGAGUUGGGUAAACUACAUCCUUAUUUUUACGAGUACGGACGGUAUUUAACACCAUACGAUCGCAAUCAUAUUGUUGGACGAAUUGUUUUCGAAACGAUGCGUCAACGUGUGCGACAUUUACUUGACAUCUCAAAAAGCUCUACGGAAGAUGGUAAACCGGAACAUCGUUUGGAUGACAUUGAACAAAAAUUAUAUGAUUCUGGUGUGAAGACAAAUACGAUGUUUACUAACUGGCUGCAAAUGAAAUCCAAUAAGCUUCUUAUUAGUGAAUUGGUUCACGAACAUAGCAAGAAAAGAAAACGUAAGCAACUUGAUUUGGAUGGAGAAAGUACCUCUCCAGAACAAACACGGAAACGGCCAACCAUUUAACUAUUUAUUUACUGCUGAUGCACAGAACUGAAAUUAGAAAUUUUACGAAACAAAACUACAAUAAUAAAUACACCUAUG
Molecule: messenger RNA, 1949 nt
Organism: Ceratitis capitata (Mediterranean fruit fly)
Lineage: Eukaryota; Metazoa; Arthropoda; Insecta; Diptera; Tephritidae
Gene: Psf3
Product: probable DNA replication complex GINS protein PSF3
Exons: 3
Coding region: 1227-1871 (214 amino acids)
Biological process (GO): mitotic DNA replication initiation
Cellular component (GO): GINS complex
Source: RefSeq, a predicted model, not a curated record